Molecule: messenger RNA, 501 nt
Organism: Vicia faba (fava bean)
Lineage: Eukaryota; Viridiplantae; Streptophyta; Magnoliopsida; Fabales; Fabaceae
Source: the annotation of a GenBank genome assembly
AUGGCGUCUCAAGCCAGCCUUCUCCUUCAAAAACAGCUCAAAGAUCUUUGCAAACACCCUGUCGAUGGCUUUUCUGCUGGGUUGGUUGAUGAAAGCAAUAUUUUUGAAUGGAGUGUCACCAUAAUUGGACCCCCUGAUACUCUCUACGAGGGAGGGUUUUUCAAUGCUAUAAUGAGCUUUCCUUCCAACUACCCAAAUAGUCCACCAUCAGUGAAAUUCACCUCAGAGAUAUGGCACCCUAAUGUAUAUCCUGAUGGUCGGGUUUGCAUAUCAAUCCUCCAUCCUCCAGGUGAUGAUCCUAAUGGUUACGAGCUUGCAAGUGAGCGCUGGACACCUGUUCAUACGGUAGAGAGUAUAGUAUUGAGUAUCAUCUCAAUGCUUUCCGGUCCUAAUGACGAAUCUCCUGCAAAUGUUGAAGCUGCAAAGGAGUGGAGAGAUAGCAGAGAUGAAUUCAGGAAGAAGGUUGGCCGAUGUGUAAGGAAGUCACAAGAAAUGGUGUGA